GAUUAGCCGAGAGGUCGAGAACCACCAGAUUUUCCAAAUUUGGCCCCCCGAAACCCUCUCUCGCCCCCGCCCCUCUCGCCGCACGGCGCUUCCGCCGACCGCCCUCGCCGAAUCCAGGUGCGCCGCCUCCCCCUCCUCCGGGAGGCCUUCCUCUCCCCGGCCGCGCGGCGCGUGGUGUCUUCCGCCUGGGUCGAUUCUCCCGCGGAGUUCAGGUUUUUCAAGAUACGUGGGCUUGGGACGGGUCGGAACACCAAGAAAUUCGGAUUCAGAAAAGUCUCAGGUUUUUAAAGAUACGCGUGGGCUUGGGACGGGUCGGGAACACCAAGAAAUUCAGAUUCAGUUGGGUGGCUCAGAAUGGACCUAAUACUUCCGUUUAAAGUUGGAGAUGCCGUAGAGAUAAGAUCCUAUAAUGUUGGUUAUAGGGGUGCAUGGUUCCGGUGCAAGAUCACCGAUAUGUGUAUCAGGAGUGGUCACAUGGAGUGUCAGGUGGAGUAUAUAGACUAUCCAGAUGAAAGAAGGAAAUGGAAUAGACUCUACAAAAUUCCCCCAAAAUGCCGUAAUCAGAAAGCAAGUCAGAAUAGGGAGAUCAUGCUACGACCUCCUUUUCCUCAGUGGUGUUGGGAGAAUGAUAUUUGUGAGCAUGGGCAACAAAUGGAUGUUGUAGCAGUUGUAAGCAGUCCUUGGAAAGUAGGUGACUUGAUUGAUUGGUGGUACACUGAUUGUUUCUGGACCGGGAAAAUUAUCGAGUUGCUGGAUGAUGACAAAGUUAAGAUAAUUUGUCCUGAAAUACCAUUAGGUGAAGGUGGAUGUUGGGUUGCCCAUCCCAAGGACCUGAGGCCAGCGCUUGAUUGGUCCCUUGAAAAAGGUUGGAGCGCCCCUCUUUCACAGGAAAACGGCAAAUGCUGGCAUACUGCUCGUUUGAUUGCAGGGAACCAAGAUACAUUAAGUAGCAGCUCUGAUGAGGAUGACAUUGAGCAAUCUUGUGAUGGUAACAAGGUACUACAAAAAUGCUUGAAUGGAUCAUUUGAUUCAUCGGAGCAAGAAAUAGGAAAAUGCCUGAAUGGAGCAUCUGAUACACCAAAGGAGUUGGUGGAUCCAGAUGUAAUACAUCCAGCCAAUACAAAUGGCAGGUGCUGCAUGGAAAGUCAAACAGAUAGUGAAGGGGAACCACAAAAAUACAUGAAUGAAGAGCCUGGCGUGUCUCUGGAGGCCAUCUGUUCAAAAGUGCAACUCGCACCCAAUGAAACUGGUGAAUGUUGCAUGAACAGCCAAGCAGACUGUCCGACGUCUCCUUUGGCCAAUUCAGGACAGUCUCCUCAGUUCAUUACCAAUGAGCAAUCAAGAAAGACCAACUUUCUCUGCAUGAUCAGGCUGUCUUGGGACCGGUUAUGGGCCAGAGACUAGGGCGUAUUCUUUCAUCUUUGGAGACCACCUUAGAUGAUGGCAAGGGCGAAGAACGGGUACGUAGCAGUGCUUCUCUCUCGGAACAACAGCUGCGACUUCAUUACUUCUAGGGUGGCGCCACACCUGGAAGUAAUGAAGUCGAUCUCAGCAUUCGGGCCAUCAUGUACAUUUCCGUUUCUCUCUUGAGAUCGAUGACUAGAUUGUUGGCAGGGGCGUUGGAGAAGCUGAAACAGUUGAUUUCAAGGGUGCAGGCCGUGUGUAUUAUUUUCUCUUUUUACACAUGAUAUAAAUGGCCAUGUCAUUGCACAAAAGCAAUUUGAGA
Molecule: messenger RNA, 1726 nt
Organism: Triticum aestivum (bread wheat)
Lineage: Eukaryota; Viridiplantae; Streptophyta; Magnoliopsida; Poales; Poaceae
Exons: 11
Coding region: 355-1404 (349 amino acids)
Source: RefSeq, a predicted model, not a curated record